CAAAUAUUUUAUGGAGUGUUUCUCGGAAAGAGCCGUUUAUGCAAUUAAAUGCGUUGGUUUUCUUGGAAAGGUCGCGACCUUUAAUUUAUUUUCUUAAACGCCUUGUUAGAAACCUCAAUCUCUGACAUUGCACUAGCAAGAGUUUGAAACAUGGUCCCAGAGUUUAUUUCUAGCUUGGAUUGGACGCGUCCUUUUCUUCACCUUGCAAUUGCCUUGCGUUAAUUCGUUUUCACUGGCUUCAUAUUCGCAGAAUAUGAACACAAAACAUGGCCUUUUCAAAUUUCUUGACUGUUUACUAAGUGGGAAACCCCCUUCAGUAUGGAUAUAUUUACUUUCGAUUACCUCAUUUGAAUUCUCGGAAAACGCCACGUGUCAUUUGCGAAUUCGUAGAGCGAUUGGUGUACGAAAAGUUCACUUACGAUUUCCACAAUGGCGGGUGUUCUGUCCUCUCUAAAGAGAAAAAUCAAGUCUAUACGAUUAGUUUUCGUGGGACGCUUUGUAGUUCUCGCUCUGUUUUUGACUCAGUGUGGAUUUUUCGCGGCUUAUCCAACAUGGUAUACAGAUGAUUUGCGUUGGAUUGCUGUCAUAAUUUUGUAUGUACCAGCAAUAUUGUACUGGGGUUAUUGCCUGAAAACCGAUGCUGAACUUAUCAGAAUGUUUUUUACUUGGGGGUUAUACGUUCUGGUCGCCUUAGUACCAAACAUAGCCAUCACUUUUGGAGUAUGCGGAGACGAACUCGACAAAGAAAACUUCCUUGGUCCUAAUUGCUUGAAAGUUAUUUUGUGCCUUACUCCUGUCCUGUUCCUCGUGUUACUAAACACGGCAGACGAUUUGAGCGACAACGAAGAAUACAGACAGCUUGCUAAAGAAUUAUCUGUUCACAUAUCCAUUGAUCUUUUCGAUGGCGUCGAGAUGUUGGACGUCGUUCUUGACGAGAGAGAAAACAACUAUGGAAUCAAGAAAGGAUUUGGAAUAGCGAUGAUCACCGUGGCAUGUUUUAGCUUUGUGUUGUCUUUGUUACAAAUGGCGGAAAACAAACUCGAGAACGGAAGCUGCGAACUUGACAAGAAGCUCGCCAUUAUCCGCAAUGGUAUUCAAAUGGUGUUCGUGAAUUUGGUUUUCUUAAUAAUUCGCCUGGUGAUCUUCAUAAAGUACAAGAAAGAUGAGUCUAUCUUUAUAGCAAAAAAUGGCAUCGCAAUAUUUUUAUCCUCGUUGGAGAUCUAUUACUAUCGGCAAUCCUGAAUCCGGCUAGCGUUAACUUCUUGAGUCUUACCUUUAACUGACUUUCAUAUCACGUUCUCUUUACUCCUUGGACUUUUAGAUAAUGGUAAAACUUUGGCUUAAGUACGCUGUUCAGUCUCGAUCAGUUAUUCACAACUGACUUUCAAGCGUCCGUGUGCAUUUUACCUCUAAUUAUACUUGAGGUUUUGAAAGCUUUUAAUCUGCAAAGCCCUGGUUAGGCAAUCCCAGCAGUUCGUUCUAACAUCAUCCAACAGUGCUCAGUGAAACUGCCAGAACAUCGAAGUUUAUUCUCCAGCUGCGAUACAGUUGAAAACUGUAGGAAACGAGUUCGAUUUUGGCUACGAUCUGUUCCAGUUUGCUUCAAGAAGUUGGAUCAUCUGAAAUGUUGAUUCCAGUUUACCUUUACAGUUUAAGUAAUAACAAAGUUUUCUCUGCUUAGGGACCUCUCCAGUUUUGAAUUGUGUUUCUUGUAUCGACAGGGAAAUUUUACUUGUUGUUUAACAUCGAAAUGGCAAACUUUCUGUGGAUUUUAAUGAAAGCUAGUCCUCUGUUGUUCUCGUGCAGUGAGGUAUCCUUCUCAAACUUGGCUGACUUUCCUUUAGAUUCCGUAUGCUGGAUGCUUUGUUUAACGUGAUGUGAGAUCCUAUGAAAGUUUUUCACUUACAGAAGUAAUGCUAUGAAAACGUUACACUGUUAUUUGACUGAUGUUAGAGUAGUGUUGGGUUGUGUAAUAGUGCAGAUUUCUUCUUAUUUCCUUAUGUUGUGCUAUUGUUAAUUAAUUGUUGUUUAAAUUUAAAAUUUACACUUAAUUGAUAUAAGGCGAAAAGAAACGACACAAGUGACCUCUUCGGUAUUGAACUGUGUCUCUUUCAUCGAAAGACACAGCUUAAUUGUGUAAUUAGUGAACACCGAUCGAAUGGAGUGCUAAAAUAUUCGUUGUGGAGUAAAUGGAAGUGCUCCAAUGUACCGUGAAUUUCCUUUAGAUUCCGUUCGCUGGUUGUUUUGUCUAAAGUGAUGAAAAAGUAGCAUAUUAAAGGGCCGGGUUACUCGCAAAUCGGUUAACGCUAACCCAGGAUUAAAUUUUAACCGGAGAAUUAAUUGUUCUUGCCUAAAAUAUCUUCCACUGCUUAUAAUUAUGAUUUGUGUAGUUUGAAGUUAUUCAAACUCUAAACUGAAGGACAAACAGUAUAAACAGAAAACCUCACCGGAAGGUUACAAAACUGAAAUCAGAAUUCUCACUGAUCCUGGGUUAGCUUAAUUGGCUUUCAGCAACCCGACCCAGACGCAUAACCAUGUUAAACUUAGUUUAAAUGUUAUAGACUGAAACAAAGUUCUAUUGACGGAAUAAACUUCUGGUUUGUCAAUUUUCCUCGAUUUGCCUUUUCAGGCUGUACAAUACCGUUAUGACAUUUACAUUGCAGACUGCAGACUGCAGACUGCAGACUGCAGACUGCAUUUAGGCCUAAAUAACGUCCCGGUUAGCGUGAAUAUCACACAGGUCAACCUGUAUAGCACUCAGGUUACCCUGUUUACAGUUAGCUCUAUCUCUGCUCGGUAAUGGAAAAUGGAAUACGAUAUCAGUUAAUUUAAAAGUCUCCAUUCUGCUGCAUGCAGUCUACAAAUGCAAUACACUCGGUAAACUUAGUCGAUAACAUGCGAGAAGAAAUUAAACUACCUAAAACUUCCCUGAUUUUAAUAAAAUGUCAUUAAAAGUUGAACAGGC
Orbicella faveolata is the source of this 2965-nucleotide messenger RNA. RefSeq lists its product as uncharacterized. NCBI's taxonomy places the organism in Eukaryota, Metazoa, Cnidaria, Anthozoa, Scleractinia, Merulinidae. The record is from RefSeq and is a predicted model, not a curated record.